AGUAAUGUGCACAGUAUUUGUUAUUUGAAUCGAAAAUUCGUUUAAAGCUCUUAAGUUUCAACAAAAAGAUUUUAUCAGUGAAUCUCGUUCUCUCAGUUGAUCUAAAUUUUUAUUCAUCAUGCUCAUUGGUGUUUAAUUGUAUUGUUCAGCCAUUGCAUUAUCAAAAAACAAUGUUCCACUUAGGCAAAUCAACUGUCUUCCAAAGUUUUAAUAUUCAAAAAAGUGUUGUUCGCUUGUGCACCAUUGCAACUGAUGGUUUGACAGAGUGGAGUAAACUGAAGACAAAAUAUUCAGAAAUUGAGCAGACGUCGACGUUGAAGAUAUUAAAAAAAUGCAGUACCAAAGAAAUGAACAGAUAUGGGAUCUCAGAAGACUUGACUAAUUCAUUAAAAUCUUCAUCCAGUCACACAAAAUUUGAUACGCUGGAUGAUUACAUUUUAUCUGAUUUGUUAAAAGUCGACGAGCUGGAUAAAAUUUGCACAGCUAUUUCAGCAAAAAAGACAAAAAAGAAGACCAAUGUAGUCUCGCCUCCAAUAAGAAAGCACAAGCUUAAUCACUUGAAUACCGCAGUAGGCCUGCGAAUAGGCAUUAAUUGCAUAAGCUGGUGCAAACUAAGUGUGACUGGAACUCAUUGUAAUGUGGAAAAUUGGCAGUACCGAGACAUAACAGACGUGUCUUUGAAUGCAAGCCCAAUCGAAGUUAUCGACACAGCAUUGAAGAUUUCUAGAGAUUUGCCAGAUGCUUAUGCUUAUGUUAUGGAAAAAGAGCCCUUUAAAUCCACAGCAAAAUUAAAUGCUACUUUAGUCAAAUUAAAUAUGAGAAAACUGCAAGUCAUGACUGCGAUUUUAACUACAUUAUCCAUGAGGACCAAUGAAAGGGAAAAAGAUUCACCAGCUUGUUCCCUAUCUGAUUUGGUUUAUACAAUGAAACUGCAUGUUCCAUCAAGACAUUUUGGAGUAUUCUUUGGUCACGAGGCUGUAUCAGCAGAUCAAGUUAUUGAAAAUCUUAUUUACCAGCGAGAUUGCAAUCUGAAUAAUAUCACGUGUGUUAAUAUGGGUGAUGAAAUUCAACAAUAUCAUGCAUCCAUGGACCAUUGUUCAAAGGAGGAACUAAACAGGUGUUUGAUGCUGGUAUUAACUUUUUUUGAUUUAGCAGUCCUACAAAAUCGAUGA
Copidosoma floridanum is the source of this 1172-nucleotide messenger RNA. RefSeq lists its product as uncharacterized. Gene Ontology annotation, biological process: transcription elongation by mitochondrial RNA polymerase; mitochondrial transcription. The record is from RefSeq and is a predicted model, not a curated record. NCBI's taxonomy places the organism in Eukaryota, Metazoa, Arthropoda, Insecta, Hymenoptera, Encyrtidae. Gene Ontology annotation, cellular component: mitochondrial nucleoid. Gene Ontology annotation, molecular function: DNA polymerase processivity factor activity.